Messenger RNA from Coffea arabica (coffee), 1659 nucleotides. The record is from RefSeq and is a predicted model, not a curated record. Lineage: Eukaryota; Viridiplantae; Streptophyta; Magnoliopsida; Gentianales; Rubiaceae.
AUGGAAAGGAAAUCUAAGCUUAAAUUCCAUGGUGAGAUUCCCCAAGAAUUCGGUGGCCUCUUCAGGCUGAGAUUCUUAAACCUGUCAAGUAACGCACUUAGUGGAAAAAUCCCAGCAAACCUGAGCUACUGCUCAGAGUUGGUAACUAUUGACCUAACCAGUAACAAGCUAGAAAGGAAAAUUCUGAUUGAUCAGCUAAGCAGCCUGAAGAAGCUUAAAGGAAUAGGUUUUACAGAAAACAAUUUGACCGGAGAGAUUCCCUCCUCCAUUGGGAACUUAUCAUCGCUGACUCAACUCACUUUUGACUUUAACAAUCUGGAGGGAAAUUUGCCAAUGGAAAUGGGGCUCUUAAAAAGGUUAUCUAUAUUUUCAGCAACAGAAAAUAAACUGGCAGGUAUUAUCCCUGUCUCUAUCUUUAAUAGUUCAACCAUUACUGCCAUUUCAGUGGCCGGCAAUUCCUUUCAUGGCAGUCUCCCAACCAACAAAGGCCAAAUUCCAACUAAUUUAGGAGAUUUGACAAAUCUUCAAUUAUUAAAUCUUGGUGCUAAUUUCUUCAGGAAUAAUUCCACCCAAGACUUGGACUUUAUUGCAUCAUUGACCAACUGCAGUAAUCUAAGAAUUCUUUCCUUGAGUGGGAAUAAAUUUGGAGGGGUCAUUCCAAGAGAUUUUGGCAAAUUACAAAAUUUGCAACAUCUGUGUUUUGACAAUAAUCAAUUUUCAGGACAAAUAGCCUCUACUAUAUAUCUCAUAACAACUUCAAUGGAAUUAUAUCACCACAAUUUUUGCAGACGCUCAUCACUGAUGUACAUCAAAAUAGGUGAAAAUUCGUUUAGUGGGUCUCUGCCUCCUGAAGUUGGAAAGCUUAUACAUUUGGUGGAUUUCAAUGUUUCGCACAACCAAUUUGUUGGAGCUAUACCCACAUCACUUGCUGAUUGUUCAAAUCUGGCGAAUCUUUCCAUGCAGGCUAAUUUUUUCCAAGGAACAAUUCCACCAAAUUUGGCUUCUUUGAAGAGCAUCCAGCAAAUAGACCUUUCAAGUAAUAAUUUGACUGGAUCGUUGCCAAAAGAACUUGAGAAGCUUCAAUAUUUGAGGAACCUAAACCUGUCCUACAAUGACAUCGAGGGUGAGAUACCAAACACGGGGAUUUUCAGCAAUGCAAGUCAAAUAUCAUUGAUUGGCAACAACAAAUUCUAUGGAGGCAUUCUAGAAUUGGAGUUCCCACCUUGCCCAAUGAUUAAGGGAAAAAACAGAGGAAAGCUGAAGGUUGUCAUAUUGCUGUCCAUUGUUUUACCGGCAAUGUUUCUGGUUCUUGGUACAGUGUUGUUAUGUUUCUUGGCAUAUCGAAAAACAAAAAGAAGACUGGUGGCCAAAUUCUCUAGCAUGUCUACAAGAGUCAAAAAGUUCUUGCAAAUUUCUUACCAUGAACUUCUUCGUGCAACUUCAGGAUUUUCUCCAGAAAACUUAAUUGGUUCAGGAAAUUUUGGAGCUGUCUACAAAGAGACAACUGAUAAACCAACAAGCUCAAGAAGCCUUAAUCUUUCUCAGAAGCUAAAUAUUGCAAUUGAUGUGGCUUCAGCAUUGCAGUAUCUUCACAACCACUAUGUAUUGCGGAAGCUCUACCAAAUUAAGCUUUACACAAUCAACAAUUGUGGCUAUUGA